Messenger RNA from Xenopus laevis (African clawed frog), 2070 nucleotides. It is a transcript of the gene pif1.L, whose product is annotated as PIF1 5'-to-3' DNA helicase. Gene Ontology annotation, biological process: telomere maintenance; DNA recombination; DNA repair. Gene Ontology annotation, molecular function: DNA helicase activity; ATP hydrolysis activity; 5'-3' DNA helicase activity. Gene Ontology annotation, cellular component: nucleus; mitochondrion. The record is from RefSeq and is marked provisional. NCBI's taxonomy places the organism in Eukaryota, Metazoa, Chordata, Amphibia, Anura, Pipidae.
AGCGAUUCCAUCGGGCUCCCGGGGUUUUGUCAGUCUGAGGAUCGGCUUCAACGAGCGGUACAGGAAAAUGAUGUUGGCCGAACAGCUGUCUCCAGAAAUCCAGAGCAGCAUCACUAUAGAGUAUCUUAAUUCUUCUGGGCAGGCUCUGAAGCGCAAAGUAAUCCGUAAUUCUUUCAUCUCCCUUGGACGCAAUGAAUUCCGCGACCUUGUCUUGAAGGUUAGCGAUGGAAAACUUCAACAGAACUUUGUCAUAAAGCAGAUCCAACUUUUCACCCGUUUUAUCCGAGAUGGGAAAGCUUCAGUUGUGCUGCUUCCAGAAAAUAUCCAGCUUUUAAUAUCGAAUUGCCCCGCAGACAAGUUAAAGCACUUUAUGAAAACCCUCCUAAUUAAACAUGAAGCUGGGAAGAAAGAGAAGCCGGUGAAUGAACGCACUCGCCUUCUAUCUGGGCUGCCACGUAUGUUCGAAACCAUCAGCCCAGUGCAGAAAAAAGAUGUGGAACAGGCUAAUGAGAUGCGGGCCAAGGCCAACUCUGAGACUCCAGUAAAGGGGAAGGGACUGAGUCACAAAGGAGUGAAUGGAGGUAACAGAUGCCAGCAAAAACGUACACGCACAGAAUCUUCUAACAGCCUAAUUGCGGAUCUCAGGCCCAGCAAAAAGCCAACACUGUCAAUGCCUAAACAGAUCCGGCUGUCUACAGAACAAUCCUUGGUGUUGAACACAGUUCUCAGUGGGAGGAACGUCUUCUUCACAGGCAGUGCAGGCACAGGAAAGUCUUAUUUAUUAAAGAGGAUAGUUGGAGCUCUCCCACCCAAAAGUACUUACGCCACAGCAAGUACUGGAGUAGCAGCAUGUCACAUUGGUGGCACCACUCUACAUGCGUUUGCAGGUAUUGGUUCUGGAAAAGCCUCUCUAGAGCAAUGCAUUGAAUUGGCAAAGAGACCUGGGGUACGCCAGCACUGGACAAGCUGCAAACAUCUAAUCAUUGAUGAGAUCUCUAUGGUAGAAGGAGAGUUCUUUGAUAAGCUUGAGGCUGUUGCUAGGGCUGUGCGUGGUAAAGAUGAACCGUUUGGUGGCAUUCAACUUAUUGUAUGUGGUGACUUCCUUCAGCUUCCUCCAGUCACUCAGGCCUCAAGCCAAACAAAGUUCUGUUUCCAGGGCAAGAGCUGGAGGAAAUGCAUUCAUCUGACCAUGGAAUUAUAUGAAGUCAGGAGACAAACUGAUAAAAACUUCAUUUCUCUGCUGCAAGCUAUCCGACUUGGCAGAUGUACAGAUGAUGUCGCAAGGCAGCUUCUCCAAACCACUAACCAUAAAGUUGAGCGAGAUGGAAUUCUGGCUACGAGGCUGUGCACUCACAAAGAUGAUGUGGAAAUAACCAAUGAGCGUCGUCUUCAGCAGUUACCUGGAGAAUCCCAUUCAUAUGAGGCUCUGGACAGUGACCCUAUGCUGGUGAAAACUAUAAAUGCUCAGUGUCCUGUAAAUCAGCAGAUUCAGCUGAAGAAAGGGGCUCAGGUGAUGCUGGCAAAGAAUCUAGAUGUGUCUCGUGGCUUGGUGAAUGGAGCACGUGGCGUCGUUAUCAAGUUUGAAGAAGGCAACAAAAACUUGCCAGUAGUUCGGUUUCUGUGUGGUGUCACUGAGGUUAUAAAGCCUGACCGCUGGGUGUUCAAAGGACACGGUGGAAUAUAUCUGAGCCGACAGCAGCUGCCUCUAAAGCUGGCAUGGGCUAUUUCUAUCCAUAAAAGCCAGGGAAUGUCUUUGGACUGUGUGGAAAUCUCAUUGUCUCGUGUCUUUGAGAGUGGCCAAGCUUACGUUGCUCUCUCCAGAGCUAGAAAUCUAGAGGGUCUCCGAGUUAUGGACUUUGACCCCAAGGUUGUUCGAGCCAAUCCAUAUGUUCUACAGUUCUACCAUCAAAUGCAGAAGGAGAGAGCAUUGCGACAGACUUCCCUUGAUGACUUCCUGGACAAAGAAAAUUGCUGACUGUGUGAUAUUUGUAUUCAUGUUUGGUCUAUUAAGCUGUAAAUAGUGUACAGAAUUUUAUAUAUUUUUUUUUUAAAUAAAGAUUUUAAAAAUGA